This is a messenger RNA of Macrobrachium nipponense, 1017 nucleotides long. RefSeq lists its product as uncharacterized. Lineage: Eukaryota; Metazoa; Arthropoda; Malacostraca; Decapoda; Palaemonidae. The transcript has a single exon. The record is from RefSeq and is a predicted model, not a curated record. The coding region runs from base 1 to 1017 and encodes 338 amino acids.
AUGUGGGUUUUAGCGCUGGACCCCUCAAAUGAUCAAGCAAGGUACAAAACAUUUGUAGCAAACCGUGUCUCUAGGAUAAGGGAAGGUAGUGAUCAGAAUGAGUGGAGGUACGUUAACUCUGAAUGGAACCCAGCAGACGAUGCAUCACACUCCCAGCAGUAUGAAAUGUGGAGAACAGGGCCGGGUUUCUUGCUGAAGGAGUGUUUUUGGACAGCAGAACCAGCCCACAUGUCCAACAGUGUGGAGGGACUAGAAGUUAGACGUGAGAUAGGUCCCAAAAGGGCGCAAGUCUGCCAAACAAUUAGCUACAGGUUGCAUAAAAUCCUCCACCACUACUCAAAGUGGAUCCGGCUACUCAGAGCCAAAGGUUGGGUCAUAUUAUUUGCCAGAUAUUUAAUGUACAAACACAGGCAGCAGCUUAGCGAGCUAAACGUGCAUUUGUCCACACAAGUUAUGAGCUUGGCAGAGAAUGUGGUUGUGCAGGUGGCACAGUGUAUGACUUAUGAGGUAGAAAUAGCAAGUCUUGAGAAGGGCAGCACCAUCAGGGUUUCCAGCUCCUUAAGAAAAUUGAAACCAAUCCUGAGAAAUUGGCAAUUCUACGUUGGAGGGAGGUUAUCACUGGCAAAUAUCGCCCCGAGUGAAAGGAAUCCAAUUAUUCUGCCAUAUAAGGGCCUCUUGACUGACAUGGUUAUCCAGUAUUAUCAUGAGCGUUCCAACCAUAUGGGCAUAAUGUAUGCACUGGGUCUAAUGAGUGAGAAAUUUUGGGUGGUUAAGGGCAAUGCAGCGGUGAGGCGCGUGCUAGGGAAAUGCAUCAAGUGUCGCAGGGUACAUGGAAAGGUAAUUGAACAGCAAAUGGCCGAUCUACCAACUGAUCGCGUGGAGUCAGGGAAACCACCCUUCUAUCGCACCGGGAGUGGACCUUUUUGGGCCAUUCUUCGUGAAAAGGGCAGAGCACAGACCUUACAGACCUUACAGACCUUACAUCUUGUUCGGGUUGCCCCAGGUCCCUCAGUGUGA